AUGCCUGUUUGUUGUGGCCGAGCGCGGCUCAGCUUCUACGUAGCAAAGGAGCCCGAAAUACAAGUGAGGCUUUCGGCUGCUACUGGGCGCGAUUCCUGCGAUGAACCGCCGGGUGGCCUCUCCCAGCCUAUCGUGGAGGCCUUGUGGUCCGAAGAUUUGGGUGAACAUCGAGGACAAGCCUGGAAGGAGCUGCUCCUGGGCGGGAUAACACUCCAGCAGCGAGCUGGGACCCCCCAAGAUGAUUACGAGAAGCUCUGCAACCAGACGUCGCAGUUUGACUCUGCAAUCAGGCGAGAUGUACAUCGAACACUCCCGCAAGAGGAGCUUUUCCGGGAGCGCCAGGGAAAGGGUCAGCAGGCACUUUUCAGACUGCUCCGGGCGCUAGCCAUACGUUUGUGGGAUGUGGGCUACUGCCAAAGCCUCAACUUCAUUGUAGCGACGCUCAUCGGGGUCUUUCCGGAUGACGAGACGCUGGUGUUCAACUGUUCUUUGGCCCUGCUGCUGCGGCAUUCGCUGGUGGAUCUUUAUCGCCCAAGGUUUCCGAAGCUUGGGGUUAUCAUCUGGCAGUUUGAUCGCAUUGUCGAGGGCUUUCUGCCCAAAGUUCACGCUGCGCUCACAAAGCAUGGUGUCAACUCGGAGUACUAUGCCAUUCAGUGGUUCCUGUCACUGUUUGCCAGCGAUCUACCUCAGAGGGUGGUUCGGCGGAUUUGGGACAGGUUCCUGGUUGCUGGAUGGCGCAUCAUCGUCCAAGUGGGCCUGGCACUUCUGUACAGCAUUCAGGAUGAGCUGGAUGACAUGGAGACGUGUGUUGCAUUGAGCUUCCUGCGGAAGUUCGCGCAGACCCGCAAUCCGCAAUCAGAAGGCCUUCUGAAAACAGCUUCAUCCUUUAAAGUUUCUCACAGACUGUUAUCCGCUCUGGAGGCAGCUUAUAGUUGGGAGGAGGAUGCGCAGUUGACAGUCAUCAAGGACUUGAACAACGGCCAAGUGCACUGGGCAGUGCAGGCAGUGCCUCGGGCGCCUCCCACGCCCGUUCCACAGGAAGGUGAGGAGCCUCCAGUGCCGAUCCCUCGCGCCUUCACGCGAGGUUCUCCUGUUGGAGCAUGCCUCAGCGGUGAGGAGGGCCCCGAAGAACGCAACGAAGGCAAAGUUCUUCCGUUCCUGGUCCGAAAUCUGGAUACAGGCGAGACUAGUAUUUUGAAAAGAGCGUUCUUUCAAUACCGCGACGAGAUUCACAGACAAGCUCAAGCAAAAGCUGGACCUGUCGUGAGACGACAGUCUGAGUCUGGGUACUGA
Molecule: messenger RNA, 1293 nt
Organism: Symbiodinium pilosum
Lineage: Eukaryota; Dinophyceae; Suessiales; Symbiodiniaceae
Source: the annotation of a GenBank genome assembly